UCAACAUAACUUCCUGUUUUCUGAUCCUUCCAAAUAUAUGCCAGAGUGCAGAUGUAUGUAAUUAACAUACCAUAACUGACAAGAUAGCAAAGCAAGAAAAAGGAACUGAGUUUUAGUUUGGAUCGGGUGGCAGGAAGUGAAACUCUCACACACUCACUCUCUCUGAGGUAAAAUGGCGCAGCAAGGAAUUCAGCUCGACCAGGACAAACUCUGCUGUUCGAUCUGUUUGGAUCUACUGAAAGAUCCUGUGACUAUUCCCUGCGGACACAACUACUGCAUGAACUGCAUCAAAUGCUUCUGGGAUAGAGGUGAUCUAAGGAAAAUCCCCUGCUGCCCUCAGUGCAGACAGACCUUCAUACCAAGACCUGCUCUGGUGAAAAACACCAUGUUGGCAGAGUUAGUGGAGGAGCUGAAGAAAAGUGGACUCCAAGCUCCUCCUGCUGAUCACUGCGAUGCUGGAUCUGAAGAUGUGACCUGUGAUUUUUGCAUUGGGGAAAAAAUGAAAGCUGUCAAGUCGUGUCUGCAGUGUCUGGUCUCUUACUGUGAGCAGCACCUCCAGCCUCACUAUGAAUCUCCUGCCUUUAAAAAACACAAGCUGGUGGACCCCUCCCAGAUGAGGAUUAUCUGCCCUCGCCACAAUGAGGUGAUGAAGAUAUUCUGCCGCACUGAUCAACAGUGCAUUUGUUAUCUGUGCUCCAUGGAUGAGCAUAAAGGUCACUGCACUGUCUCCGCUGAAGCAGAAAGGAAAGAGAGGCAGAAAGCACUUGGGGCAAGUCAUGAAAAACUCCAGCAGAGAAUCCAGGAGAGAGAGGAAGCCAAGAGAGUGUUUCAGCAGGAGGUGGAGGCCAUUAAUCACUCUGCUGAUAAAGCUGUGAGGUGCAGCGAGAAGAUUUUCACUGAACUGAUUAAAACGAUUGAGAAAAGAAGCUCUGAUGUGACCCAGCAGAUCAGACUUCAGCAAAAAACUGAGGUCAGUCGGGUUAAAGAGCUUCAGGAGAAGCUGCAGCAGGAGAUCUCUGAGCUGAGGAGGAGAAACACUGAGCUGGAGCAGCUUUUCCACACAGAGGACCCCACACAGUUUCUCUGCACUUACACCUCACUGUCACACAUCAACGAAUGGACAGAUUCACCGAGCAUCAACAUCCGUCCUCUGCGCUACUUUAAGGAUGUGACAGCAGCUGUGGCAAAAGCCAGGGAUAAAAUGCAGGAAAUUUUUAGUGAUGUUUAUACCAACAUCUCACAGACAGUGCGUGAAGUGGAUGUUUUACUGCCACAACCAGAUCCCAAAACAAGAGCUACAUUCUUACAGUAUUCCUGUCAGCUCACACUGGAUCAGAGCACGGCAAACUCAUUAUUGAUAUUGUCCGAAGGGAACAGGAAAGCAACAGGAAUGCCCACUUUGCUAGCGGCAGUGCAACUGGCAGUGGAUUUAUAUGCCAACAAACCAGAAUCACAUGCUUUCACUAACAGGUUUCAGGUGCUGAGCAGAGAGACUCUGACUGGACGUUGUUACUGGGAGGUGGAGUGGAGUGGAGGAGGGGUUACAGUGGCAGUCACAUACCGGGAUAUCAGCAGGAAGCAGCAAGAAGAAAGUGAAUUCGGACACAAUGACAAAUCCUGGGCUUUGCAAUGUGUCAACCAAAGAUGCUUUUUCAAACAUAACAAAAGAAAAACUCCCAUUUCAGUCUGCUGGCCGUCCAGAGUAGGAGUGUACCUGGAUCACAGAGCAGGCAUUCUGUCCUUCUACAGCGUCUCUGGCACCAUGACUCUCCUCCACAGAGUCCAGACCACAUUCACUCAGCCCCUCUGUGCCGGACUCGGACUAGAUAUGGGAUCCACUGCUAAGCUGUCUGACCUCAAAUAGACUGGAGUUAUUUAACAGCUGGUUGUUGAUGCUGCCUAUGGGGGUGCGCAAGGGGGAAAGUGGUGGCAGUCUGGUCUGAUCAGGGGGCAACAUGUGACCCCCUUUGCACGACAGGAGGUGGAUCUCUCUCCUGAGGGCUUCAGCUUGCUGCGACUGUUUUAUCACCAGGUCUUGGAGAUUCUGGAUAGCCUCCUGGUCUGUGCGUCUCCUGUAGUCCUGGAACUGUUGUCUGCCCUGGAUACAUUCACACAUAUAUAGAUUAUAGAGUAUAUGGGCAGAGUAACACAUGAUAGCAACAAAUAUUUUGUAUAUUUUGUACAAGUCUCUGGAUCUGAAUGAGAAAAGCAGAAGUGCAUAAUUAUAGCAGGAUUCGCUUUUUAUCCAGAACAAAAAGGAAAUAUUAACAUAUUAAAAGUAUUUAUGUUAAACAACACUAUUAAAAUAAACUGUACACCAGGUGACUGCAUUAUUUAUUUAUAUAUGUGUGUGUGACACCGUGGAUCCCAGGCUCAUCAGCCUUGCACAUUGUUCACCAUUUUCUUUUGGCUGGUGCUGAGUAUAAGCUGUAGCUCCUUCUUCUGUUCAUUCAGACUCGUUGCACUGCGGAGAUGCUCCGUAUUACACGUGGUCACCUCCAUCACAGCUUGACGUGCCUCUUCUACCUUAGCCUGAACACACACACACCCCAAGUAGAAGAUUAAAAAAAACUUAACCCGAAGUGGUUUUAAAAUGUUCACUUUGCAAAUGAUCAAAACAGCACAGAUGUAGACAUCUCGCACACACACAGACAAGCAUACAUCCCACUGUCUGAUCUCCUUGGCGUAUGCAGCUUCUUUGAGGAGUUUUUCCUGCUUCAGCUCCUCCAGCCUCCUGUUCCCCGACAGCAUCUGCAAAGCUUCCAAAUCCACGAGCCUCCCAAACUUUGUUCUCAUCAACUCGUUGCAUUGCUGCUCCAGUGCUGCACCAAGAUACAAGCAGGCACCCAACAGCACAGAUCAACAAACACAUGAUCAAAUCUACGCAUGAAGAAAGUCACAGGAAUGUUUUCUUGAAGCCAUGUGGCAAAUCCUGCAACACAAAUCUGUAUUUGUUUUCAUCUGCAUGUGUGUUUUCUUUUAAAGCUAAUGUCUACAUGUGACCUGUGAACUUCUCGUAUAUCUUUACACUUCAGCUCUUCCAUGUCAGAGACUCUUACUCUGGAUCGUGGCAGCCAUGUUUCUGUGGUCGUGGAUGAGCUUGGUGUGCUGCUGGCGAGCUUGACGGUGCAGAUCUUUCUGAUGGAGCUUUUCCCCCUGCAGCUGCUGGAUGCGCCCCUUCAGCCUGUCCAGCUCACUCUUGUCCAGCACCAACGCCUCGCUCAGAUCUGACGGCACUGAGCCAUUAACAACAUACUCAAUCUGGAAGACACAGGGUGAAAGUGGAAGGAAGGAGAAAACAAAAAGAAAAAGUUUAAGAACUUCUGUAAUAU
Molecule: messenger RNA, 3332 nt
Organism: Neolamprologus brichardi
Lineage: Eukaryota; Metazoa; Chordata; Actinopteri; Cichliformes; Cichlidae
Product: tripartite motif-containing protein 16-like
Molecular function (GO): protein binding; zinc ion binding
Source: RefSeq, a predicted model, not a curated record